AUGAGCGGUCAGGGGUCGAACUCGAAGCAAGCCGAAUUCUGCCUGCAGGAUCGCAAACAUGUGGUGUAUCAAGACCUCAUAGCACUCCUCACCUUGGCAUCGCAGGUUCAGCAGGAUCGCCUGACCGCGCAUGAGGCUCGGGCCCGCGAGCGCGCCCAGAAGCUCAAAGAGCAGGCAUCACUGUUGACGAAGUUAACGCGCGCAGUUUCGAAGUUGGCCGCCAGGAUAAAUCUCUGGGAAGAUAUGAUGAGGCCUUGGGUUGGAGCCAAGCCUUCUCGGUGA
Molecule: messenger RNA, 282 nt
Organism: Symbiodinium sp. CCMP2592
Lineage: Eukaryota; Dinophyceae; Suessiales; Symbiodiniaceae
Source: the annotation of a GenBank genome assembly